Danio aesculapii is the source of this 2575-nucleotide messenger RNA. Its product is annotated as testican-2-like. Gene Ontology annotation, molecular function: protein binding; calcium ion binding. The transcript is spliced from 8 exons. The record is from RefSeq and is a predicted model, not a curated record. NCBI's taxonomy places the organism in Eukaryota, Metazoa, Chordata, Actinopteri, Cypriniformes, Danionidae. The coding region runs from base 78 to 1034 and encodes 318 amino acids.
AUACCACCAAGGAUCCGUGUCAAAAGGUGAAGUGCAGUCGCCAUAAGCUGUGUGUGGCUCAGGGCUUUCAGAAAGCCAUGUGUGUGAACCGCAAGAAACUACAGCACAGGAUCAGAGAGUCGUCGCUGAAGCCUCAUGCUAACAGCUGUAAACCCUGUACACUGACCACAACUACACCUGUGUGUGGAUCAGAUGGACACAACUACGCCUCUCAGUGUAAGCUGGAGCAGCAGGCGUGUCUCUCAGGGAAGGAUGUGUCUGUGCUGUGUUCUGGUCUGUGUCCGUGUAUCAGCGCUGGAGUCCCUAAAGCAGAAGCCAAGAUCAAGAGCAGCGCAGAGACGUCCACCGAACACCACGCAGAGGUGUGCACCGGUCAGGAUUUGGCUGAUUUGGCUGACAGACUCAGAGACUGGUUUCAGCUUCUUCAUGGAAACUCCAAACAGAACAACUCUGGAAGACAAGCACACGGCACAGGCUCAGUGUUUGACAGGGGUCUGGUGGCCGGCUGUAAAGACUCCAUCGGCUGGAUGUUCUCCCGGCUGGACAGCAGUAAUGAUCUGUUCCUGGAUCAGUCGGAGCUGGCCGCAGUGAACCUGCAGAAGUAUGAGGUGUGUAUCGAAGCGUUCUUCAAGUCCUGCGACUCCUACAGAGACGGACGAUUGUCCACUGCCGAGUGGUGUCUGUGCUUCUGGAGGGAGAAGCCUCCAUGUUUGGCUGAAAUCGAGAGGAUUCAGAUACAGGAGGCUUCUACGAGAAAACCAGAUGUGCUGAUGCCCAGCUGUGAUGAGGACGGAUACUUCCGGAAGCUGCAGUGUGAGCGCAGUGGAGAUCUGUGCUGGUGUGUGGAUCCGCACGGCUCUGAGAUCAGCGGCUCAAGAACUCACGGCAGCCCAGACUGUGAUGAUCUGCUCAGCUCUGGAGAUUUCAGCAGUGGCGUCGGCUGGGAGGAUGAGGAGGAGAAAGAGCAGAAGAAUGAGGAAGAAGAGGAGGAAGAGGAGGUGGGAGAGAGUGAUGAUGGAGGAUACAUCUGGUGAAACACACACACACACACGUCAUCAUUCUGACAUCAUCAGGGUGUAAUGCUUCAUCUGACGGGGUUUAUGCAAAAUAAGACACACACACACACACACUUUACAGACGCUUAUCUGUGUGUGUUUGUGUGCAGGUGUUUGUGGGUGUGUUGUUUGUUUGUGUGUGCUUGUGUGUGUAUCUGGGUGUCUGAGUGAGUGAAAUGUGUGUGUGUGUGUGUGUGUGUGUGUGAGUCUCUGUUUGUGUGUGCAUGACUGUGUGUAUGUGUUUGUGUGUGUGUAUGUGUUUGUGUGUGAGAGAGUGUGUACGUGUAUCUGUGUGUGAGAGUGUGUGUGUGUGUGUGUGUGUGUGUGUGUAUGCGUUUGUGAGUUUGUGUUUCUUUCUGUGUGCAUGUCUAUUUCUGUUUGUGUGUUUCAUUUUUGUAUGUGUGUAUGUGUUUUUGUGUGUGCUAGUGUGAGAGAGUGUGUGUCUCUCUGUCAGUACGUAUGUGUGUGUAUGCGUGUGCUUGUGUGUGUGCAUCUGUGUGUCUGUCUCUAUGAGAGAGUGUGCAUCUCUUUCUGUGUGUGUGGGUCUCUUUGUGUGUGUGUGUGUGUGUGUGUGUGUGUAUGUGUAUGUGUGUGUGUGUAUUACAUGCUUUUAUAAUGCUGCUGUAUUACAUGAGCUAAUGCUCAGGCAGAGUAAAUGGAGAAGAGCUCAGCUUUCAGAGCAGACAGAGAAGCUAAAAUAGUCUUAAAAUCAGUUUCCUCAGUCACACUCCCAAAACAACAUGUAAAUUCUGCCACAAACUCAUUUGCAUAAACAUAAUUACAUUUGCAUAAACUAUAUUAGCAAGGUUUAGAGUUGAAUCAUUGUUUUGUAAUCACAAAUGUCCACAGAAUAGUGAAAUAAGUGGUGUGUCCAGAAGUAAAUAUUGUUUUUAGGACAUUUUAAAUACCUACAAAUGAUAUUAUUACAUCUAAAAUGCCCAAACUUACUUGUAUUUGCAUUUUAUUGAAAUUAAUCAGCGUAUGAAUAAAUUAGUUAAGCUUUUAUUUGUAAUUAUUCGCCUCAUUAUAGUGUGUUUAAGUUCAUAUUUUCAUGACAAAAUGCUCCUAAACACACAUACAAACGUUAUUUUUAGAGAUAUAACAUGUGUUAUUAUUCAAAACUUCCAUACAACAUUUUAGAAAUUUAAUAAAUAUCAAUCUUUUAAUAUUAAUAAUAUACUUUUUCUAAAAGAGAUUGAUCUUAAAGAUGUAAACUUAGGUGUUCCCACAGUUCUAGAAUCAACUGGAUAUUGAGUUUUAGAAAUGCAUUAAGUUUGAGACUGUUUUCUCUCUGUUUGUCUCUGCUGAUCAGAAAAGCUUCAAAGUGAAUCUUCAUAGAGAUUAUCCAGUCAGAUCAGAGGAAUGUAACUGUUAUGAAUUAUGAUUGACAUGUGAAAUAUAACUGAUGAUUUCAGACUAGGCUGAGCAAUAUGACUAAAAUCUAAAGACAUCUCACAUCAUCAUAACAAUAAUAAAAAAUGUUUCUUUUACAAAUAUUUCCCAAAUGAUGUUGAACAGAU